Drosophila mojavensis is the source of this 4751-nucleotide messenger RNA. RefSeq names its product transcription factor hamlet. Gene Ontology annotation, molecular function: RNA polymerase II cis-regulatory region sequence-specific DNA binding; DNA-binding transcription activator activity, RNA polymerase II-specific. Bases 510 to 4154 code for a protein of 1214 amino acids. Gene Ontology annotation, cellular component: nucleus. The transcript has 8 exons. Gene Ontology annotation, biological process: regulation of transcription by RNA polymerase II. The record is from RefSeq and is a predicted model, not a curated record. Lineage: Eukaryota; Metazoa; Arthropoda; Insecta; Diptera; Drosophilidae.
UCAUCACUUAGUCAGUUAGUCUCGGUCGCUGUGCGCGCACUGCCAAACGAAAUCACAGUAUUUUUCAAACGUCGCUGUCGCUGUCGCAGUCGUAGUCGCAGUUGUUGUCGCCGCUGCCGUUGCCGUCAACGCUGACGCCGGCGUUCGUUGAAGCUCUGCGUUUUGUUUCUUCUUCUUCUUUUGCGCUAUCGUCGCGCUGCCAGCGUCACGUAUCCGUUCGGUACUCAGUCUUGCGAAGACAACCGGCAGAUAGAGACGACACCAAAUCGAACAUAAACACAUUUGAGUGAAGAACGGCAAACACCGUUCGAGUACAAAGGAAAUAUCUGUAAUAUAGCGCAUACGCAACGUGGGCCGCGCAUUCAACUCGCACUUGGUAGUCAUGUCGCGUCGCGUCCGGCCCACCAAAUGUAUCUGAAUCGGAAUCGGAAUCGGAAUCGCAAUCGGAAUCUGAAUCUGAAAAUUGUUUACAAUCGUAAUUUGUGUUAGCUACAAGUGAAACGCGUAUCAUGUUAUUCGAACGUUAUAUUAUGUCAGGCUCUAACGGCGACGACUACGAUCCGAGUGUCGCGCGCCACCAUCAUCAUCAUCAUCAUUUGGAUCUCAGCAGUGGAGCGCCGCCCUUUGGCCCGCUGCCGCCGGCGCACUUAACGUCCAGCCAGGCGCGGCCGGAGGAGACGUUCGGCCGCCACCUGCCGCCAACGAUAUCCCCGCCUCCUGCGGCGCUGCUUCAGCAGCCGUCGCAGUUGCAGUCGCAGUCACUGCAGCAGCAGCCAUCGCUGCCGCCGCCGCCGCAUUUGUCAUUGCAUCUGCAGCAACAGCGACUGCAACGUUCGCCGCCCGCUUCUGUCUCUGCCUCGAUCUCUGGCUCCGGCUCUGGCUCUGGUUCGGGCUCUGGUUCCGGCUCUGGUUCCGGCAGCGGCACCAACAUGGAGCACCUGUUCAGCGACAAGACGCAAGAGCUUCUAAUGCAGAUGGCGCGCCUGCGCGACCCCUUUUGUGAUCUGGACAUUCGUGAUAAUGGCGUCUACGCCAAGACCGAUUUGCCACGCGACUCCCGCUACGGACCCUUUCCCAUGCACUUGUGCCAGCAGCCCAGCGAUCGCCAUCUGGCCUGGGAGGUAAUUGCCGGACCGCUAUUCCAUGGCUGGCUGGAGCCCUCGGCGGAUGUGGCCACAUGGCUAAAAAAGAUACGCAACGCUCAGAUCGAUGAGGCUGAAGAGGCUAAUUUAAGGAAUUUCGUUGUCGAUCGCUGUCUGUGGUACGAAACGAAACGGGAUAUUAGUGCAGGCGCUGAAAUCGUGGUCGAUCCCCGCUCCCGCACGCCCUACGACAUCAGCAGCGGCAGCAGCAGCGCGGCAGCAGUGGCAGCAACUGCAGCAGCCGCAGCCGCUGCCGCAGCAGCCGCCAUGGCAGCCGCUAGCAACAACAACAACAACAAUAACAACAACAAUAGCGAUGAUCGCAGCGAUCGUGAUAAUGGCUUUUACAGCGGCGACGAAUUUGCUAAGGAUAAGAAGAACAUAUCGAUAAACAGUCAAGUCGAUAACGAUUUCACAGACGACGAGAACGGUUUCGAUAUACGCUGUGAGGUCUGUGAUAAUGUCUAUACGGAUUUAGAACGCCUGGACGAUCAUCUGGUGGGCGCGCAUCACUUUAAACGUGGGGAAUUCGCCUGUGAGUUGUGCUCCCAACAUUUCUGCCAUCGUCCGUUGCUGAUCAAACACGGAGCGAUCGCCCAUAAUAACAUAAGGAAAUAUUCCUGCGAGAAUUGUUCCAAGGUAUUCUGUGACCCAUCGAAUUUACAGCGUCAUAUUCGCGCCUAUCACGUCGGCGCUCGCAGUCAUCCGUGUCCGGAGUGCGGUAAAACAUUCGCCACAUCGUCCGGUCUGAAGCAGCACCAGCACAUCCACUCCUCGGUGAAGCCGUUCGCCUGCGAGGUCUGCUUCAAGGCCUACACGCAGUUCUCCAACCUCUGCCGGCACAAGCGCAUGCACGCCGACUGCCGCAUGCAGAUCAAGUGCCAGAAGUGCAAGACGAGCUUCAGCACGGUCACCUCGCUCUCCAAGCACAAGAAGUUCUGCGACAGCUCUGACAGUUUUCGCAGCGGACCACAGAGUCGUCUAGAGCAUCAUCAGCACCAGCACCGGCAGCAGCAGCAGCAGCACCACCAGCACCACCAACACCACCAGCAGCCGCAGCAGACGCAGGCGGGGCAACUCAUUUUGCCGCCUGGUGCGCAUCAGCGACUCGCUGCAGCCGCCGCCGCUGCCGCAGCCAGCAGCAACAGCAGCGACACAGCCGCCAUGGCCACGCCUCCGAAUCACAUGUUCACGAUGCAUCCCACGCACUCGUUCUUUCCGGGCUUUCCGCCGUACGCGCUGCCCAACUUCUUUACGAACUGCCGGCCGCAGCCGCUGCUGCCGCACAUGUUUCCCGGUCCGCAUCUGAGCGAGAUGGGGCGCGGUCUGGUGGCGCCGCUGGUCUCACCGAACGCUGCCUUCCAACAGCAGCUGCAGGCGGCGAUGAGUCUCAAGUCGGAGUCGCCGCGCCUUAAACGGGAGUCCAGUACGCCGGAGCGCAAGCAUCCCAUCAAGACCGAGCAGCAGCACAGCGACGAUGAGGAGGAGGAGCAGGAGGAGUCCAAUGCCUAUGAACAGCUGGACUCGAGCAAGGAGCCAAACAAGCCAAUUGCGGAGUCCAAGCCGGAAGCUAGCGGCCCGCAGCCAGCACAUCACGAGGAUCAGGAGCAGGCCAACGAUAAUGAUAAUGAGAUUGACAAUGAUAAUGAGAAUGAUAAUGAUAUUGACAACGAUAGAAAAUCUAUUGACAUAAUGAGCACACCACCGCCCGCUGAAAGGGAGGCGCAGCCGGAGCAGGAUAAGAGCGGCGUGGAUCUGCUGCCAUUGGAUCUAUCCGUCAGUCGCAAGCGCCGCAGCUCACUGUGCACGGCCAGCACGCCCGUGCCGCUGGCCAUGUCGCUGUCCAGUCGCACGUCCACUCCCGCGCUGGAAAUCGCGGAGGGCGUGGCCGGCCAACCACCCGUUAAGGUGAUGAAGCACAGCUCGGGAGAAUCGUCCACCUCGCAUCAGUCCUUCAAGGGUAGCAGUCCCACGCCCAGCGUCAGCGCCUCGCCCGGACCCACGCCCUCGCCCUCGCCGCCCAUCAGCACGGGCGGCGAGCUGAGCAGCAUGUCCGAGAGUGCGGCGUCCGCUGCCGCCGUGGGCGCUGCCUCGGCGGCGGCUGCGGCGGCCUCGGUGAUGGCCUGCCCGCGGCAGCUGCAUCCCCAGCUGCUGCUCGAGGAGCUCUAUCGCUCGCGCUUCAAUACGCCACCGUUUCAUUUUUUAGGCCAAAUGGGCGGACGGCCAGGUUUUGAGCCACUCAAAUCGCCGGCUGCUGGCAUCAGCAGCGGGAGCAGCUCGCGUCAUCUGCCGUUUCCGCCCGAGCACAAUUUCCACGAGGCUCUGCGAGCCGCCGGCCUGGCCGCCGCCGCUGCCAAUGCCUGCAGCAGCGGCGCCAGCGUCGUCGCCGCCAACGGCGGCAAGCUCAAGGACCGCUACACCUGCAAGUUCUGCGGCAAGGUAUUUCCGCGCUCCGCCAAUCUCACCCGGCACCUGCGCACCCACACCGGCGAGCAGCCGUACACCUGCAAGUACUGCGAUCGCGCCUUCAGCAUCUCCUCGAAUCUGCAGCGGCACGUGCGCAACAUCCACAACAAGGAGCGUCCGUUCCGGUGUGAAAUGUGCGAUCGCUGCUUUGGCCAGCAAACGAAUCUCGAUCGGCAUCUGAAGAAGCAUGAGGCGGAUGCGGCCGGCUUCGAGUACAACGACUCGCCCAGCUCGAAUGAGGCUGGCGACCGGGAGGAGGCCUGCUUCGAUGAUAUACGCUCCUUCAUGAAGCGCGUCUAUACGCCCACGAGUCUGGGCGGGGCGGACGGGGACACCGAGGAGUAUGCGGGCAGCGAUGAUCAGUUGUCCGUGUCGACGCGUCACUCCGUUAGCUUUGACAAGGACCUGCUGGCCAAUGGCAACAACAACAACACCAACAACAACAAUAACAACAACAACAAUAGCAGCAGCAACAGCAGCAACAACAACAACAACAACAGCAGCAAUCAGGCAGGCCUGGGCGAAACGAUCGUCGUGAGCACUUAAGAGCCUAAUGAAAAACUGUGGAAACUCUGAACAAAACUGUAAAACUCUUCAAUUACUUUAAAGAAAACUUUACUUAAGCGUGCCUCCGAGAGGGAAAACUAAUCUUUAAGUAGUUCACAUUUUUCCUUCUAGACAUUUAACCAAACACAUCAAAUGACUUACAAACUAUAUAAAAAAAUUUAAUUAAAAAAAUAAAAACUAAUUGUAGCUAUGCAAUCAAUGGAAAAAGACGGUGAAGUAAGCAAAAAAAAAAAAAAAAAAAGUUAAGAAGAAAAUCUGGUUUGAAAUUCUAAUACACUAAACUAUAUCUUAAACAAAUGUUUCAAUAGCUCUUAUAAACAAAAUACAAAAUUGUAAACUUUUUAAAAUUUAAACUUUAUAUAGAUGAAAGAAACAUACUUAAAUGUAAACUAACUCCAUAUAUAUAUAUACACAUAUAUAAAUAUAUAUAUAAAUCAUAUAUACCAUAUUGUUAAAUUUAAGUUUUAGUUAUGUGCUGUAAAUAUAUUUAAGUGAGGAAUGUCGCACAGCAAAGGAUAUUUUGAUUGAAUGUGCUAUAUAGAGCACAUCAAAAAGUAUAUAUAAAGUAUAUACCGA